Messenger RNA from Sitophilus oryzae (rice weevil), 4361 nucleotides. Its product is annotated as GPI inositol-deacylase. Gene Ontology annotation, biological process: GPI anchor metabolic process; endoplasmic reticulum to Golgi vesicle-mediated transport. The record is from RefSeq and is a predicted model, not a curated record. NCBI's taxonomy places the organism in Eukaryota, Metazoa, Arthropoda, Insecta, Coleoptera, Curculionidae. Bases 26 to 3175 code for a protein of 1049 amino acids. The transcript is spliced from 16 exons. Gene Ontology annotation, cellular component: endoplasmic reticulum. Gene Ontology annotation, molecular function: phosphatidylinositol deacylase activity.
ACAUCUCUAACCUAAUUGUUUAAGGAUGAGAUUCUCCAGUUUGUUGUUAUUUUUCUGUUUAUUAUUGACCGUAUUUUAUAUUGUUGGUCUGUUAGUGUUUCUAACGGACCAUGAACCAGGCAACAAUUGCGAAAUGACGUACAUGUUCGAGUAUCCUCAGUAUGUGAGGAUAUCUCAGGAAAUUGACGAACAGUAUGUAAAAUAUGGUCUGUAUGCUUACGGAGAAGGUAGAACCACGAAGAAAGCUAGGAACAUGUAUUUUGAUGGUAUUCCUGUACUGUUUGUACCCGGGAACGCAGGAUCAUACAAGCAAGUAAGAUCACUAGCUUCUGUCGCAUUGAGAAAAUCUCUAAACUCUGGCACACCUUAUCACUUUGAUUACUUUGCUGUUGACUUAAAUGACGAAUUCAGUGCUUUGUAUGGCCCUAUUUUAUACGAACAGCUAAUGUACGUAAACAGUUCAAUAAGAACGAUCUUGGAACUGUAUAAAAAUAAACCAAAUGCACCUCAGAAAAUUAUUCUUAUUGGACAUUCAGUUGGUGGUGUAGUAGCAAGAAGAGCUAUAUCUUAUCUUGAAGCAAAUAAGCAAGACUUGGUAUCAGUUCUUAUCACUUUGGCAGCACCUCUGAAAAGGAACCCUCUGUAUUUCGACAGAUAUGCAAGCAAAUUUUAUAAAAAUAUUUACUUAAAACAUGAAACAUACAGUACAAUAAACAUUGCUGGUGGAUACAGCGACUUUUUAGUUCCAUCCUAUUUGACAAAUAUUGAAGAAAAUAACACCUUAAAUGUUGUGGCUACUAAUAUACCAUUAUCAUGGGUCGAAUCCAACCAUGUUCAAAUUCUUUGGUGCAAGCAAACAGUUCUAGCUAUCAACAGAGCAUUGUUUGGUAGUGUUGAUAUAAAAACAUCUCAAAUUUCUUCAAACAGUACCUUUGUUCAACAAGUUUUUCACCAUCAUUUGGUUCAUAAUACUGGUACCAAAUUAGAAUUAGACCCAAAAGAAUCCCUGGUAACAAAAUUAGAUUAUAGAGGUGAAUGGGUUGAAAGUAUUUCGAAACAGUAUACAGUAGAUCUGAAGAAAGGGUUGAAACAGCCCCAUUGGUAUAUGGUUGGGCUUACAACGCAGCACACCUACGAAAUGUUGACAGUGUUGGCUAUAAAUUUGGAAGUGACCGAUUGGAUUUUUGCGUGCAGUGCUGCUUAUCCAAGAGGACCCAGUAGAGUUUGUGUUGAAGGAGAGCAUUUGACUCAGUAUUCAGAAAUAGCCGCAACAAGUAGAUACAAAAGACGAUUAGUGACUUUGAAUUUGAACGAAAUUAAAAGAAAUCAUUCAGAAUAUACGCACGUGGUAUUCAAAGCUUUACCUACAUCAGAACCUGUAGUUUUUCAUGUAGACAUAUAUAAUUCCGCUGAAAGGCGCAUGGAAGUAACCUUGCCCAAGUAUUCCCUAAGGAAACACACAGUGAUAUGGCGCACUCCAGAAAAAUCGGUUUACGUAGAGCUUAUUUUUCCAGAACUUGAUAAUUUGCUUCAGUCUUACCAUUUGUUCGUCCAGCCAGUGAGCUGUGCGAGUGAACAGCACCAUGCCACAGCUACUUUGAUUAUUCCUUGGGCAAAUGAAAUGGUUUACGCACAUUUUACGGAGACGUUAAAAAAGCCUUUUAAUCUGAGGAUACAAAACGUGAAACCACCCAACGCAACUCACGCGAAAGUUAGACUUAUUUUGGAACCUUCAUGCACGUAUCAAAUAAGCAUAAAGCUAAAUAUGUUCGGAGUAUUCAGCCAUAUAGCCAGAUAUUACUCUACGUUCAUCAUAACAAAUGUGGCAGUAGUGUUUCUUUUGGCCUUUCAAAACCAAAUAUAUCGUCUGGGCAAGACGGGUGCUAUGCCGCUAUUUUUUAGCUCUUUGUUGGAGAUUGUCAAGUACAGUUGGCUAGUGAUUGUAUUGGCUGGUGUUUUGUCAAUAUUUUUAAGUUACCCAUUUUGGACAAGGUUUCUACCCAAACCUGAGGUAACCUCAUUUCCAAACAAAGGCGAUUUCAUCGAUUUAAUAGUGAUGCCUUUGAUACUGCACAUUAUAUCCGUUGUGGUAGUGUUUGUGCUAGUGUGCACGUACUGUGUUUCUUUGUUCACUCUGGAAUCGACUGUACAUAAAUUGACACUUAAAUUGUUGGCCAGAACAGUGACAAUGACUAUUCGAUUUUCGGAUUAUUUUAUGGCUUUUUUACAAAAAGUUCCCUUUAUAGUAGCCACUGUUUUGAUUUUAUUGUGUUUUUCUACUUGCGGCGGUUUAGCUCUAUGUGUUGGAACUGUCUUUUAUUUCUUGAAGUUAACGAAAAUGUCACAAGAUUACGUGGAACACGUCACUUGGUUCAUACUGAAAAACGUAGCAAGAAAAAUACGAAAAUUGUUCAGUAAAAAACCGCCACCACCACAAAUUACCAAUAAUCAACUCACCGAACGUUCAGAGAUCGAAAAUGAACGAGAAGAGAUAGAACUAAGCGUAAAAGACAAGGAAGAAGAGCCAGACACCGAUAUUACGCCUAAAACUGUCGAAGCAAAUGAAGAAAAUGACGACAGUGAAGAGAAUACAAUGGAAAUAGUGGAAAAGGUUGAAGAAAACUCGGAGGAACAACCUAACUAUCCUUCAACUAGUGAGGAAAUUAAUGAAGAACAGCCAGAACAAAAGGAAGAAUCGGAAAAUUCAAAAGGGUUUUCGUUUGAGGGGUUGUCCGAGACGAACAACGCCAUUUUCUUCCAUUCCUCCAUGUUUUUCAUUUGGGUGAUGGUGAUGGGUUUGAAUUUUCCAGCAGUGUUGACAUGGGCGCAUAAUUUUAAGUAUAGUAAACAUUUGCCUCAUGACGAAUCGUUUUUACCUGGAUUGUUGCUCAGUAUCGGCGCAUUUCCUCUAUGGCAGUUUGAAUUUCCCUCAAACAAUAGGAGAUUUACUCACGAGCUACGCCUCAUAACCUUAUAUUUUACCAUCAUAUUACUGGUGUACGCCACUGUCUCGGUAUACGUAGUCAACUACCUCCUGACCAUCCUGUUUGUGCUCGUCGUUCUGCAACAGUAUUACAAUUUGGCAACGGCGCAAACCGCGCAGGAACCUUCGGAUAGUGACGACACAAAGCAGCACGAAGACAAAUACGAAGAAAUGAAAAUGAAGAUGGACUGACUCGCGAGGGAACAAAAUGGCGGAUUAUACGUAAAUUAUAUUUAAAAAGUUAAGUGAGAACUCCACAGGCUACUAACAACUACUAAAAAACUGAUUAUUCUCAGCUGCUUACUAUACAAUGUCUCAGAAAAGUUUUUCAAUUUUUGAACCUUUAAAAAUAAUAUAGUAAAAGGAAGUAAAAAAUAUUUCAAUAUUACUCAAAGUACAGUGAGAUAAACUAUAUUUUUUAUAGCUGUUUCUGAGGUAUUUAAAAAAAUCAAUAUAUUUUAGCAGUAAAUUACAGAAAGUGCUUCCAACACUUUGUAUAUAGUACGGAAUUGUUUAAGAUAGUUUAGAAAAUGUAAAAAUACCAAAAAUUCUAUUCUUCUACUAUAUAAAUUGGUUUAAUGUUAAUUAAGGUUUUUUUUUCUUAAUUUUUUAUUAGGAAUUUCUUUUAUAAAGUUUCAGUUAACGAUUUUUUUACUUUGAUAUUUUCUUAGUAAGUUAUAUGGUUGUGUUUUGUGUUAUUAUUUUUAUUUCUUAGACAUAUUAAGUGUUCGUCAAAGUAUGUAAACCAUUAUUAAUGUUACAUAUUUUCUUAAAAAGUUGCUUGUAAUUUUUGCCAUGCCUUAGAAAUGUAGUGCUUUUAUAAGUAAUUUAGAGCAUCAGAUCCUUAUAAACUUCGUUGAUAAAGCUAUAAAAAAAAGAAAAAUGCAUGUCAUAUACUCAUAAAAGCAAAGUUGUAUGUAAUACACUUAUUGUAUAGCUUUUUCCACGCGGUUUAUAGGAACUAAGAUGUUUAGGUCUAAUUUUUUUUACCAAAAAUUUAACAUAUUUUUAAUUAUUUAUAGACUUCACAAAUUCGCUCAAAGGCAAGAACUAAAUAUACUUAAGCCUGUAAAUUGCCUAAUACUGUUUUUUUAAAAGCAGAAACUUUAAUAUUGUAUAUAAAUUUGAUGAAAAAAAAUCUAUUCAUAUAUACCUAUAAUAUAUAUCCUGCACAAAUAGGUAUAAAUAACUAAUAGAUGUAAAAAAAAGAGUUGCAUUGCAGUAUUUUUAUGUGAAAGUAAAGUUUAUUGACAAACACCAAAUUACUGUUUUCUGUGAUAUGUAGCGUCUAUAAUUGUUGUAAAAUUAGACAUAAUCAUAUCUUUAACCGGAACGUUAGAUUUAUAAAGUUCACUGUAAUAUAUGUAUAAUUAAGUUA